AUGCAAGAAUUACAAAGUGAUUCAUCGAAUUCUAUUGCAAGUUUUCUUCAACCACCCAUCGAUACAAAUGUUGAGAAUGUUCCAGAGCGAUGUUCAAUCACUUCACCACAACUUUAUAAAGUAAUGCAAGAGUUACAAAACAAUUCAUCAUCUUCAACAACUUCUGAAACGGAAUCAUUACCUGAUGAUAUAGGUGUUGAGAAUGUACCAGAACGACAACAUUCAAUAACGUCACCACAACUUUAUAAAAUAAUUCAUGAGCUACAUAUUGAUUCACCAAAUUCUAUUUCAAAUUGUAUUCAAUCACCAAUUGAAACAAAUGUUGAGAAUGUAUCAGAACGUAAUUCUAUAACAUCAUCACCACAACUUUAUAAAGUAAUGCAAGAGUUACAAAUUAAUUUUUCCGAUAAUCAUGGAGAAUUAUCAAACUCUCCUACAACUCCAUUAAAUCAAAGAACUUCUGAGAAUGUUCCGGAACAUCAUUCAAUGACUUCACCACAAUUUUAUAAAUUAGUACAAGAGUUUCAAAUUGAAUCAUCAAAUUCUCUUUCAACUUCAGUUCGAGAAUCUUCUGAGCCCAGAUCACCAUCUAUUGAUACAAAUGAUAUGAUGAUGGUUUCUGUAUCAGGAUCUAAAAGAAAUCAUGAUGAAAUAUUAGAUGAAGCACGAUGCCUUUGGGCUACCUGUGCCGCGGUAUUCAGAUCUAUUGAUGAAUUAAUACCUCAUCUUUCGAAAUUACAUGUGGCAGGUCGUAGUAAAGGAAAUUUAUGUCGAUGGGAUUCAUGUACCAAAGAAGAGGAAGGUAGUGACGAAUUAAUAGAACAUUUGUGCUUAGAUCAUUUGAGGACUCGAGAUCAUAGUUGUAAAUGGCAAGGAUGUUAUUUAAGAUUUCAAACAUUUGAAGAAUUAACUGGGCAUCUUAGUGAAGGUCAUAUCGGAGGUGGUAGAAGUCAGUAUAUAUGUUAUUGGGAAAGAUGUGAUCGAGAAGGACGUCCAUUCACACAACGUGAUAAACCAUAUCAAUGUACUAUUUGUAAAAAGCGAUUUUCAGAAGCUAAUAUAAUGACCCAACAUAUGAGAACUCAUACUGGGGAAAAACCAUUUAAAUGUCCGCAACCUGAAUGUGAUAAAACUUUUUCAAUUUCUGGAGCACUUACCAUACAUUUACGAGUGCAUACAGGUGAAAAACCAUUUAAAUGUAAAUUUGAAGGGUGUAUUAAACGUUUUGCGGAAUCAUCAAAUUUGACCAAACAUAUGCGUGUUCAUACUGGUGAACGUCCAUUUAAAUGUCCAAUUGGAACUUGUAACAAAAAGUUCUCGAGACCAGAUCAAGUUACACGACAUCAGAAAACUCAUGUGAAACAACAUUGA
Messenger RNA from Diversispora eburnea, 1371 nucleotides. Lineage: Eukaryota; Fungi; Glomeromycota; Glomeromycetes; Diversisporales; Diversisporaceae. The record is from the annotation of a GenBank genome assembly.